AAAUAUUUUGAAAUUCAACAGAAAACUGAACAAAAAAAAUCCAAAUGUAAACAAAACACUUUCAUGAAUAUGCUGCCAGAGUCCAAGGGAAGGAGAGAGCGAGCGAGCGAACGAGAGAACCACAACAAUAACUAAAACAAAUGACCGCACAUUGAUAAGGAAUCACCAGCACCACAUUGUUUUUGCAAAGACAGACAGAGUUUUGUUUGUGUAAUCUUGAAAACAGAAAAACUAAAGCGCGCAUUUCGGACAGGAACACCUCGAGAAAAAAUAUUUCAAAAUCAUUUUCAUUUUUCAGUUGUUUAAUUGCCGAUUAGGAAAAGAGGCAACGGAGACGGAGAAAAACAAAAACAUUUUUUAAAGGUUAAAUAAAAAAGAAACCCAAAUAAAUAUUGAAAAUUCCCCAAAGAAACCAAAAAAAAAAUUUUUUUUUGAGAAAAUUGAAAGUGAAUUGAAUUCAAAAAAAAAAAAACUAAAAACAUGUAUCUACUUAUUUCAAUGCUACUGCUGGCCAGUGCUAAUAUUUCAAUAUUUGGCCUUCCCUCAAGGUCAACAUAUGGUCGUGAUCGCUUCAAUUCAAAUUCAAGAUGUGUUGAUACCGAAACGGGCCGUGAACUUUAUGUGGGUGAUUCAUUUACCAGAUCUGGCCGUUGUAUACGUGUACAGUGCUUGGAUACGCUGGAGCUGUGGGAGGAUAGAUGCCAAGUGCCCAAACUGGAGGGCAAUUGUACCCGGGUCCCCGUGGCAAAUGAAUUUCUCGACUAUCCCCGUUGCUGUCCCACCUAUGAGUGUACCAAAUAUUCGAUGGACGACAACAGUUACACCUAUGAAACACGAAUCUAUGAUCGCUAUGGACGUCUGCUCAAGGAGCAUGUGACCCAGAGUCUCCGGGUAAUGGUGGAUGCUCCAAUGCCGGUUGCCGGCCAAAAUUACCGCCAACUGGAUAGCUGGAAACGGGACUACUCAAGGCCAACGGUGGUAGGCAAUUCCAAUCGCCGGGAUAAUGGCUAUCAAAUAAACUAUAAUUGAUAUUUAACAAAAAAA
Messenger RNA from Musca domestica (house fly), 1044 nucleotides. It is a transcript of the gene Vago, whose product is annotated as protein Vago. The record is from RefSeq and is a predicted model, not a curated record. NCBI's taxonomy places the organism in Eukaryota, Metazoa, Arthropoda, Insecta, Diptera, Muscidae. The transcript has 3 exons. The coding region runs from base 481 to 1029 and encodes 182 amino acids.